Malania oleifera is the source of this 559-nucleotide messenger RNA. RefSeq lists its product as uncharacterized. NCBI's taxonomy places the organism in Eukaryota, Viridiplantae, Streptophyta, Magnoliopsida, Santalales, Ximeniaceae. The transcript is spliced from 2 exons. The coding region runs from base 43 to 294 and encodes 83 amino acids. The record is from RefSeq and is a predicted model, not a curated record.
GUCGUGUGCUCUCAAUUUUACUCAUCUCUUUUCUACACGCGCAUGCGCGGAGUCGGCAGAGAGCAGAGAGAGGAGAUGGGUUACGUUCUGAAAGUGAGGUUAGCUUCCUUCUUCGCAGGUGCUGCGACCGCGUCGUUUUUGGGUCUUUACCUCCUUCACAAUGAUUACAAGGUCGCUCACGAAUCCAUUUCUCAAAAGAUGAAAAGCUUUCAUGAUUCUUUGGAUGGUCGAAUCUCUUCUCUGGAAAAAUUGAAAGAAAUUGAAGCUGCACAACAUGUUGAAGCAACAGAUUAGGUGCCUUUAGGCAUGCUACUGAAGUUAUGAUCCUGUGGCUAUUCACAUUUUUUGCUCUAGUCAUGUCAAGAGGGUCUUUUUUCUCCCCUUUAUGUUGUUUAGAAAAACAUCACAGAUAAAUGCUUUGAAUCAGAUAUGUGGCUGUUGCAAUCUACAUUAACUGCUUUGUAUUGGAUGCAGAGUUGUUUCAAUUUGCAUAAGAUUGUAUUUUCUGUACUUUUUCCCCUGAUGAGGAGAAAUUAUGACUUACGUGGUUGUUCUUACA